AUGUCGUUCCAAAAUUCUGACUCCGAGGAAGGAAAGAGUGCUAAGAUGAAAGCAAGUGACGACUCUCAGCAGCCAUUUGAGCAGCCUAUAACCGACAGCGGUCAAGACAAGCUAGCCCCUGAACCUGCCCUUGUGAACAGCGAUGCCGAUAAGCCCGAGUACGCAACAGGCAUACGCCUGUUUCUUAUCAUUUUCACAAUGAACGUGAGCGGUCUACUCACAGCUCUGGAGAUUGGUAUUAUCGCAACUGCCAUUCCUUCCAUCACCGACAAUUUCCAUGCCCUUAACGAUACAGGAUGGUAUGGAAGCGCAACUUUCCUCGUUACCGCUGCCACUUCAGGAGUAUGGGGCAAGGUGUACAAGUAUUUCCACGUCAAAAAUAUGUACCUUGCCGCUAUUUCAAUAUUUUUGAUCGGGAGCAUUGUAGUUGCAACUGCUCCGGAUAGUAUUGCUGUCAUUAUUGGCCGGGCUAUCCAAGGACUCGGUAUCACCGGUGCAAUGAACGGAUCUGUCAUUGUCAUUAACUACAUCUCCCACCCUUCGAAGCAACCUAUGUUGAUUGGGAUCUGGAUGGGCAUAUUUAUGGUAUCAACUGUUCUCGGGCCUAUAAUCGGUGGCGCGUUAACAAGUGGGGUCUCCUGGCGGUGGUGUUUCUAUAUUAAUCUACCACUUGGUGUCCCUGUCGUUGUGUUGUUACUGCUUUUUUUGCACAUACCAAAACAUAUCAGAGCUGAACCCACGACCUGGAAAGAGAUUAUCUUGCAAUUGGAUCUUCCGGGUUUCAGCAUCAUCCUUACUUCGCUUGUAUGCUACACAUUGGCCCUGCAGUGGGGUGGCCAGAAUAAAGCGUGGAAUAAUGGCUCUGUCAUUGCCACGCUCAUAAAACCACGUGUUGUGUGGGCCAAUGCCUUGUGGUCCUUUAUCACCACUGCCGCUUUCUAUCAGGUCAUGUUCUAUCUUCCAAUUUUCAUGCAAUCCAUCCACGGUCAGUCGGCCAUUCUAGGUGGCGUCAAUACCCUUCCGUUCUUGUUGUUUUUUGGCGUAGGAACCAUGGUCAGUGGUAAAGUCGUUGAGAAAACACGUUACCUGCAGCCUUUUCAGGUUCUCAGUGCGCUCUUGAUGACUGCUGGAAUGGCGCUGCUAUACACUCUGGACAUCGACUCAUCUAAAGCUCGGUACAUCGGUCCUCAGGUUCUCUUUGGGUUUGGUGUUGGCUUUGGUAACCAGAUCCCUAUGAUGGCAGUGCAAGGGUUAUCUAAGCAGGAGGACGUGCCGAGCAUCACUGGAAUCAUGUUUAUGGCCCUAUCAAGCAGUGCCGUCUAUUUCAUCGUAGCAGGGCAGUCUAUCUUUGACAACCGCCUGGUACAGACUCUUGCAACUAUUGCCCCUAAUGUCGACGCUGCCCAGGUUCUAAGCACAGGCGCAUCCGACAUCCACAAAGUGUACAGCGGUAAAGUUCUAGAGGAUGUGCUCAAGGCGUACAUGACCGGAAUCAAAGACGUUUUUGCCUGUGCUUUGGCUGUGUCACUAACUGGUGUCCCCUUGGCUAUGUUGAUCCCGUUCCUUAGACUGGGAGAACAUAAAGGCGAAGAUCAAACGCCAGAAGAAAAAGCGGCAGCAGUCUAA
Messenger RNA from Talaromyces amestolkiae, 1626 nucleotides. RefSeq lists its product as uncharacterized. The transcript has 4 exons. The coding region runs from base 1 to 1626 and encodes 541 amino acids. The record is from RefSeq and is a predicted model, not a curated record. Lineage: Eukaryota; Fungi; Ascomycota; Eurotiomycetes; Eurotiales; Trichocomaceae. Gene Ontology annotation, biological process: transmembrane transport. Gene Ontology annotation, molecular function: transmembrane transporter activity.